CAGAUCUUUUUCUUCUUUUGUACGUCUUUUUCCCCUUUCAAAUUCACAAAAAAUGGCCGUCACUUUCUCUAACUUCCACGCUGAGUCUGGCCUUCAAUCCCUUAAUGACUUCCUCUCUGGCAAAUCUUACAUCUCUGGGAAUAAGCUGAGCAAGGAUGACAUAAAAGUUUAUGCUGCUGUUUUGAAGAAUCCUGGUGAUGCGUUUCCCAAUGUUAGCAAGUGGUAUAAUUUUGUUUCAUCGCAACUUGCCACCAGCUUCCCUGGGAAAGCUGUUGGGGUUGGAUUUGGCGGCAUUGCUGCUCCAGCUGAAUCUGCCAAAGCUGAGGCUGCAGAUGAUGAUGACGACUUGGAUCUAUUUGGUGAUGAGACAGAGGAGGAAAAGAAGGCUGCAGAGGAGAGGGAAGCCUCUAAGAAGUCAGCUAAGAAGAAAGAAAGCGGAAAAUCUUCUGUACUUUUGGAUGUGAAACCAUGGGAUGAUGAGACUGACAUGAAGAAGUUGGAAGAAGCUGUUCGAUCUGUUGAGAUGCCUGGGCUUUUGUGGGGAGCAUCUAAGCUGGUUGCUGUUGGUUACGGCAUUAAGAAACUACAGAUCAUGCUUACUAUUGUGGACGAUCUUGUUUCGGUUGAUACCCUUAUAGAGGAGCACCUCACAGUGGAGCCACGCAACGAAUACAUUCAGAGCUGUGACAUCGUUGCAUUCAACAAAAUUUAGACAACACUGUUUUGUCCCACAGCUGUUAAAGAGCCUGUCAUGGAAAUGUUAUAAACCUUUUUGCCUGCUUUCCCCGCCAUAAUAUAUAUUUUUUGCUUGAGCUGUGCUAGAUACUGCUUCUGCUCUAGAUUGAGCAUAGAUGAAAAAGAUUUUGAAUUUUUAACGAUGUUGUAUGCUUUGAUUUAAUUUUUGUCCAAAACAGGUUUAAUGACAUUGCAGAUUGCACGCGCUGUUUAAACUUUACAGAUGGAAAUGGAAGUCAUUCAUCUCUGUUUUGGAUCUUAACUGAAAAGGAUUUUGCUUGGUCGUUAUAUUUCGUCAA
This is a messenger RNA of Hibiscus syriacus, 1034 nucleotides long. RefSeq names its product elongation factor 1-beta 2-like. The record is from RefSeq and is a predicted model, not a curated record. Gene Ontology annotation, biological process: translational elongation. NCBI's taxonomy places the organism in Eukaryota, Viridiplantae, Streptophyta, Magnoliopsida, Malvales, Malvaceae. Gene Ontology annotation, cellular component: cytosol; eukaryotic translation elongation factor 1 complex. Gene Ontology annotation, molecular function: translation elongation factor activity; guanyl-nucleotide exchange factor activity. The coding region runs from base 53 to 712 and encodes 219 amino acids. The transcript has 6 exons.